Cokeromyces recurvatus is the source of this 360-nucleotide messenger RNA. RefSeq lists its product as uncharacterized. The transcript has 2 exons. NCBI's taxonomy places the organism in Eukaryota, Fungi, Mucoromycota, Mucoromycetes, Mucorales, Mucoraceae. The coding region runs from base 1 to 360 and encodes 119 amino acids. The record is from RefSeq and is a predicted model, not a curated record.
AUGAAUGAAGAUACUCAAACUAAGACGAAUGAAACUGUCUAUCCCGAGAAGACUGAGGUGGCUCCUCCUCCUGAAGAGAAGAAUGAAGUAAACCAAGCUGAACAGAAUAAUGAUUCAGUUGCUAGUCAAUUUAUGCAGCUCACUGCUGCUGUUGAUGUUGUAAUUGCUUCAUCUUCUGUACCAUUAGCCUGCUAUCCUAAUGAGGACUUUAAGAAUAAACUUGAGUUCUUUGAAAACUUGUGUUCACAACAAGAACGAUUAGAAGAAACAAGUGACAGUGACAGUGACAGUGACAGUGACAGUUACUUAUCUCCAAUUAGUAGCAUCACUAGUUUUUGGGGCUUUUACGAUGGAAUGUAA